Molecule: messenger RNA, 1678 nt
Organism: Seriola dumerili (greater amberjack)
Lineage: Eukaryota; Metazoa; Chordata; Actinopteri; Carangiformes; Carangidae
Gene: lrrc3ca
Product: leucine-rich repeat-containing protein 3B-like
Exons: 2
Coding region: 418-1212 (264 amino acids)
Molecular function (GO): protein binding
Source: RefSeq, a predicted model, not a curated record
GAGAUGCCGCCAUCAGUGACAGUCAUGCUCUCGCGCAGCGUCCUUGCCAGUUCGCACUGGCUCCACCAGUGUUGCCUGGUUUUCUGGUUGCGUGGAAACUAAAAAAAGGCAGCACUGAGCGAGCCCUGAAGUGUAGGAGCAUUUUCCAGUGGCGCGUCGCGGUUGCCGGAGCGUCUCUCGGCGCAAGUUGAACGAGCUGCAAGAAGACCAGAUGGAAGCGAACCAAAAUAUUGACCGAAUCGGUGUGCGUGGAGCGCUCUGAUCUGCUGGAGCGUUUAAUGUGAGCAGUUGCUGAGAAACACACCAUGAAAAGGAGAGGAAAAGCGGCAAAGACGCUCAACAGCUACUGGGGAGGUUGACGUGGACUUCACCCCAUGCACCCAGGUGGUCCUUCCUGGAGCAUGCUCGUGUCCCACAAUGUCCCUACUUGCAGACUGGCUACUGCGCCACUCAGUGGUCAUGUGUUUGCUGCUGCACAGCCUGGUGCUAAUGACCUUCUGCUUCCACCAUGCUGCCACCAGUUGCUCCAAGAGCUGCUACUGCUCUGAGAGUGAGAGCGGCGGCAAGACAGUGCGCUGCAGCAAUCUGCAGCUCACAGAGAUCCCCCAGGAUAUCCCCAAUGACACACAACGCAUCUACCUGGACUUCAACCUCUUCACUACAGUCCCCACGAAUGCUUUUGCAGGUUUGCCCCACUUGGUUGAACUGGAUCUAUCACACAAUGAAUUAAGCCAGCUAGAAGCAGGGGCGUUCCGAGGCCUGGGCCCCUCACUACAGUUCCUGGACCUUUCUUCUAAUAAGUUAGUAAAUUUUAACCCUGAGGCCUUCGAGGGCCUGCGGGCUCGCGCCAAUCUAACAAACAAUCCAUGGCACUGUGACUGCAACUUACAGAUGGCUUUGCCUCGUGUGGACCUGGAGCCUGCGUCACUGACGGGCAUUGUGUGCCAGACUUCAGAUCCCGAGGAAAUAGGAGUUCAAGGACUUGCCUUCCUUUUGGAACCAGACAUAGACCUUUGUGUGGUGAUGAAGAGGACUACAGAUGUGGCCAUGCUGGUCGUCAUGUUCGGCUGGUUCACCAUGGUCAUCUCCUACCUGGUCUACUAUGUCAGGGCUAACCAAGAGGACGCCCGCAGACAUCUGGAGUAUCUCAAGUCGUUGCCCAGCAGACAGGGCAAGUCGGAGGAGUCUUCCACCAUUAGUACUGUGGUAUAGGGCUGAUGGAGCUACACACGGGACCUGAAGUUGUAACCUACACCAAGCAGGAUGCAGCUACAACCUGCCACUACACAAUCAUCAUCAGUCUCAGACAGUUUUGCCCUGAUGUUGUCACAGAGUCAAGGUGGUCAACCAGACAUAUGCUGGCAUUAGAAAACCAGGCCGAUGCAACCUAGCGCGGAUGAAUAAUUCAUCUUUCGGCGGUCCAUUAGGAGUUUUUGUCGGCUGAGUUGAUGGUCUAGUCUGCGCGGUAAGGGAAUAAAAGCAGCGGUGUGUUUUUGGUGAACUCCAAAUAUGGGAUACAAAUGGGAUUUAUCCAGUGGUGCAUGCACCUUGAUGCACCUCUUUAACGUAGCCUACAGAUAAUCCAGGAGGCAACGUCAAACAGCAACAUGAAUAGUGGGUAAAGGCAACACUAGAACGUGGAACUUUGUGUAUUGUUUUCCAUUCAAAUCCUUACAAU